Haplochromis burtoni (Burton's mouthbrooder) is the source of this 3286-nucleotide messenger RNA. Its product is annotated as E3 ubiquitin-protein ligase TRIM21-like. The transcript is spliced from 2 exons. NCBI's taxonomy places the organism in Eukaryota, Metazoa, Chordata, Actinopteri, Cichliformes, Cichlidae. Gene Ontology annotation, molecular function: protein binding; zinc ion binding. The record is from RefSeq and is a predicted model, not a curated record. The coding region runs from base 393 to 2150 and encodes 585 amino acids.
GAUCAGACUAAAUACAGUGUGUUUGUUACUGAGUGAGUAGAGCUUGUUAGCAGAGCUAUUCUUCUGUAAUAUCAGUAAAUCAGUGAAUCUCAGAAUUUUUAUUUUACUUUAUUUUAUUAUAAUGAACAAUAAAAACAGGAACAGGAAAUUAAAUGUAAGUUAAAUAAGGGUUACAUCAACAAAACCUCAUUCAUGAACUGCUGAUCAAAUUCAGGAUCCCAGACAAAGAGCUAAUUCCUGUGCUGUUACCUUCUUGUGCGAUCUCCUCAGUUCUGACUAUAUUCCCUCUCUGUUUUUUACCAUCCAACUACACUUCUCUAGUGUGAAUGACAUUCCAGUGAAUCGAUGUCUCGAUCGGUCUUGGCACACAGCUUGAUGUCAUCCAUGUAAAGAUGGCUGGUGAUUUCUCCAAUUCACAGUUGGUAUCCGUAUGCAGUCUUGUUAAUGAUCUCACUGAGUGUCAUGGCUGUGCUGUGUGGCAGAGUGCAGACAUGUCUGCUGUGAGCAAUCUACGAUCUGAAGAUCAGUUUCUGUGCUGCAUCUGUCUGGAUGUGUUCACUGAUCCAGUCAGUAUACCAUGUGGACACAACUUCUGCAAAAACUGCAUCACUCAGCACUGGGACAUGAAUGCCAUGUGUCAGUGUCCUAUGUGUAAAGAGACUUUCUACACUAGACCUCAGCUGAGGAUCAACACUUUGCUCUCUGAGGUGGUCGCUCAGUUCAGACGUGAAGUUCAGCAGAAGGCCAGCAGCAGUAGCUCAGAGCAACAAGCUGCCAAACCAGGAGAAGUUCCCUGUGACACCUGCACUGGAACCAGACUGAAGGCCCUGAAGUCCUGCCUGGUGUGUCAGGAGUCCUACUGUCAGACUCACCUGGAGCCUCAUCUGACAAAGAAAGGUCUGAAAAGACAUCAGCUGAUUGAUGCUGUGGAGAGCCUGGAGGGCAGAAUGUGUAAGAAGCAUGAUAAACCUCUGGAGCUGUUCUGUAAGACCGACCACACAUGUGUCUGCAUGCUCUGUUCUGUUUUAGACCACAAGAACCACGAGUUUGUUCCUCUGAAGGACGAAUAUGAAGGAAAGAAGGCAGAGCUGGAGAAGACAGAGGCUGAAAUUCAGCAGAUGAUCCAGAAGAGACGACUGAAGAUUCAGCAGAUCAAAGAGUCAGUGAAGAUGAGUAAAGGUGCUGCAGACAGACAGAAAGCAGAAGGUGUUCAGGUCUUCACUGCUCUAAAGAAGUCUGUCGAUAAAGGCCUGAAGGAGCUCAUAAAGGAGAUUGAAGACAAACAGGAAACAACAGAGAAACACGCUGAAGGUCUGAUCAAAGAUCUGGAACAGGAAAUCUCUGAGCUGAAGAAGAGAAGAUCUGAGGUGGAGCAGCUGUCACGCUCUGAAGACCACCUCCACCUACUCCAAAGCUUCUCGUCCCUGAAAGCUGCUCCACCCACCAAGGACUGGAGAGGAGUGAGCGUCCGUCCACCAUCAUACGAGGGGACUGUGGUGAGAGCUGUGGCUCAGCUGGAGGAGACGCUCAGGAAACUUAUGAAGAAGAAGCUGUUUGAGGCUGAGCUGAAGAGGGUCCAGCAGUAUGCAGUGGACGUGACUCUGGAUCCGGAUACAGCAAAUUCUAAACUCAUCCUGUCUGAUGAUGAAAAACAAGUGCACUGUGGUGAUGUGAGGAAGAAACUUCCUGACAACCCAGAGAGAUUUUCUCCAUGCCCUAAUGUUUUAGGAAAGCAGAGUUUCUCUUCAGGCAGAUUUUACUUUGAGGUUCAGGUUAAAGGAAAAACUGACUGGGAUUUAGGAGUGGCCAGAGAGUCGAUCAACAGGAAGGGAAAAAUCGAACUGACUCCUCAGGAUGGUUUCUGGACUGUGUGGCUAAGAAAUGGAAAUGAAUACAAAGCUCUUGCUGGUCCUCCAGUCCCCCUCUGUCUUCAGUCUGGUCCUGAGAUGGUGGGGGUGUUUGUGGAUUAUGAGGAGGGUCUGGUCUCCUUUUAUGAUGUAGGUGCUGCAGGUCUUAUCCACUCCUUUACUGGCUGCUCCUUCAUUCACAAACUCCACCCAUUCUUCUGUCCCUGUAAGAAUGAUGGUGGUAAAAACUCUGCACCUCUGAUCAUCUGUCCUGUCAAUCAAACUGAGUCGAUCAACGACUGAUUUUAUUUGAUGAACUGAUUGAUUUUUAUUGAAGGGAACAAAUAAGCAUAUCCAAUGUAAAUAUUCUACAGUCUCCAUGUUUUCUAUAGUAUCUGUUUAUAGGGGACUCCAAUUCACACUUAGAUUUGAUUUUCAUGGAAUUUGAUGUAAACAGAAGAAACGUUAAAUCAGCAAAUGCUCCCACUAAUGGAGACUUGAAAUGAAGACCAAAUAUCAGUGAAUAAAUGUCAAAAAGCUUCAUUUCAAAAUAAAGUUUGUUAAAUGCUGGUUGAUUAAUGGAUGAUUGUGAAGAGAAAGUUGUUUAGAAGAUAAAGAAACUCACAACUCAGAUAUCUAUUUUUUUACAUGCACAUGGGCGGCCACAAUCUAAUCUGCUCUACACCAGAGUGUACACAGCAGACGUGACACAGAAAAACCGCCCAGGGCAUUCAGAACAUCCUUUUAUUUAUACUUGAGCCUUCAAGGAAGUAGGAGUGACAUGUUCAAAAUACAAAAACAUUUCCAUAAAAGGAGAAAGAGACCGUUAGCUUGCCUGUUAACAAAGGAGGUACUAUGUAUGUCACAGCAUUCCUCUGCACAUCUGUUUUCACUCCCUUUUCCUGUGGUAUUUUCAAUUCACAAGCUCUUCUUCCUUUAUAUGAAGCUACAACUAAACACAAUUCACAAAAUUAAAAAUCUUUGAACAUUCCCUCCUGUUUGUAGCUGAAAUUAAAGAGAUACAUCAAUGUGUUUCAGACACAGACCCUGCAUUGUGAGUGCUUUCGGUCUGGUCGUCAUAAAAUGUAUAUCAUUCAAACAUAAUCAUUGAUCACAUUAGUUUCAUACUCAUCGUCUUAUCCUUCUUCCUCGUCUAGCACAGUGACAUAUGCAACGAGAGAUUGAGAUAUCAUUCUUGAUACCAUUCCUCUUACACAGGGGAUAAUGCAUGUAGUAAAGAUACAAAACAUGAUAAGUAUUAGGCCAAAAAACAUCAAAACCUUAAACAUCAAUGUUCUCCAUGAGCCGCUCAUAAACCAAUCCCACCAAUUACUUUGUGAAUUUGCCCAAUCGGUUACCUGUGCCUGUUGAACAUUUCUAAGUAAUUGUAGAGCAUUUGUCAUAUUAUCAGAAUGCACAUUGUCUGAUAUACAGUGGGG